AUGGGCAAAGGCGGCAAGAAGACAUCUCUGAAGACCGCCCUUUCUACUCAGCAGUCCAGGCUCAAACAGAAGGCUGUCCUUGCUGCGCGGGCUGCGGAAAAGUCGAAGAAAGCGAAAAGCAGGAACAAGGCAGUCCCUCCGCAUUAUACGAUCCCGUUCAAGCCUACAGACCAGAUUCUACUGAUUGGAGAAGGCAAUUUUUCAUUCGUUCACGCGUUGGCGUUGAAUCCUCCGCCAUCUUUAGAAUUUCUCCCUGCGCCGAACAUAACCGCUACUGCCUAUGAUAGCGAGCAGGAAUGCUACGCGAAGUAUCCUGACGCUGCGAAGAUUGUCCACUCAUUGAGAGAGAAAGAUGUUGAGGUCAUCUUCAGUGUGGAUGCCACGAAACUCGAAAGCCAUCCUGGUCUCAAAGGCCGGAGAUGGGACAAGAUUGUUUGGAAUUUCCCUCAUGCAGGCCGAGGAAUUACGGAUCAGGAUAGAAAUAUCCUCUCGAAUCAAACGUUGAUACUGGAAUUCUUGCGCUCUGCUGCGAACCUUCUUGUUACUGGGCCAGUUCCCGCUAUUCACUAUUCUCGUAAGGGGAAGCAGAAAGCGGACGCAGAAAACGACGAGCUUGACGGAAACGACCCCGGAGAAGAUAUGCUUGCAGAUGAGCUGAUUGACGAAAGCACCAAAGUCCGUGGAUCCAUUCUCAUAACUUUGCGAAACGUUGCACCGUACACCUUGUGGGAUCUGCCCAAUCUUGCGAAGAAACCUCCGCCGCCCAAAUCAACUCAGGACAAGCUCUACCCUCGAUACAUGCAGCUACGAUCUUUUGCUUUCCAACGAAGUGUUUGGAAGGGAUACGGACAUCGCAUGACGAAGGGUGAACGAGCGCAUGGACAGGGCAAGACGGGUGAAGGAGGAGAGGAUCGUACCUGGGAAUUCUGUUUGCAAGGUCUCAUGAGCGAAACCUGA
Messenger RNA from Fibroporia radiculosa, 957 nucleotides. RefSeq lists its product as uncharacterized. Gene Ontology annotation, cellular component: cytoplasm. Gene Ontology annotation, biological process: rRNA base methylation. The coding region runs from base 1 to 957 and encodes 318 amino acids. The transcript has 3 exons. The record is from RefSeq and is a predicted model, not a curated record. Lineage: Eukaryota; Fungi; Basidiomycota; Agaricomycetes; Polyporales; Fibroporiaceae. Gene Ontology annotation, molecular function: rRNA (uridine-N3-)-methyltransferase activity.